Lepus europaeus (European hare) is the source of this 6327-nucleotide messenger RNA. It is a transcript of the gene AKAP12, whose product is annotated as A-kinase anchoring protein 12. Gene Ontology annotation, biological process: signal transduction; regulation of protein kinase C signaling. The record is from RefSeq and is a predicted model, not a curated record. Lineage: Eukaryota; Metazoa; Chordata; Mammalia; Lagomorpha; Leporidae. The coding region runs from base 19 to 5271 and encodes 1750 amino acids. Gene Ontology annotation, cellular component: cytoplasm. The transcript is spliced from 4 exons. Gene Ontology annotation, molecular function: protein kinase A binding; calmodulin binding.
GAGAACCACCGAGGAGCCAUGGGCGCCGGGAGCUCCAGCGAGCAGCGCAGCCCGGAGCCGCCGCAGGCUGGGGACGCCACGCCGGCGGAGCCCGAGGCCAGCCGCGGCAGCCCCUCCGCCGAGGCGGCGCCCAGCACAGCCGGGGACCCCGCCAUCACUGCUGCAGACCCCGCCGGCAAGCUCCUGCAGAAGAAUGGUCAGCUGUCCACUCUCAAUGGCUCAGCAGAACAAGGCGAGCUCGGCCUCGAGGAGGGAGCCCUGAAUGGCCAGGAAGAAGAGCCAGUGGUCCUCACAGAGGUUGGACAGAGAGAGUCUGAAGAUGUGAGUGAGAGAGACUCGGCUAAAGAAAUGGCUGCAGACUCGGCGGUUGUUGGAGACAUCACCAAGGAUGGGCAGGAGGACAUGCCUGAGAUCAUCGAACAGAUCCCUUCUUCGGAGAGCAAUCUGGAAGAGCUCGCACAGCCUACUGAGUCCCAGGCUAACGAUGUUGGCUUUAAGAAAGUGUUCAAGUUUGUCGGCUUCAAAUUCACCGUGAAAAAGGAUAAGACCGAGAAAUCUGACACCGUCCAGUUGAUCACUGUCAAAAAAGAUGAAGGGGAUGGCGCAGGAGGGUCCAUUGGGGCUGGCGACCACCAGGAGCCCAGCGGCGAGACUGGGGAAGCGGCGUCCAGAGAGAGCGAACUGAAGCAGUCCACGGAGAAGCCGGAGGACGGCCCCGUGCAGGAGCAGAGCGACACGGGCACUUCGCUGCCUGCCGAGGCUGGCCAAGCGGCGGAGGAGGGCAGAGAUGAAGAAGGAGACGAAAAGCGAGAGAAAGAGCCCAGCAAGUCCCCAGAGUCUCCCAGCAGCCCCGUGGCCAGCGAGACAGCGUCACCCUUCAGGAAAUUCUUCACCCAAGGCUGGGCCGGCUGGCGCAAGAAGACCAGCUUCAGGAAGCCCAAGGACGAGGAGCCGGAGGCCGCCGAGAAGAAAAAGGACCAAGAGCCGGAAAAGGGAGACGCGGAGGGACACGGACACACGGAGGGCGGCGCCGAGAAAGCCUCGCCGGCCUCCGAGCAGCCGCCCGCCCAGGAGCCCGAGGCCGCGGGCAGCGUGGCCGAGGCCAGACUGUCGGCCGAGUACGAGAAGGUCGAGCUGCCCCUGGCAGAGCAGGGGCCCGGCGACCGAGCCGCUCCGCUGGCGACCGAAGUGUUUGAUGAGAAGGACGAAGUCUUUCAGGAGGUCGUUGCCGAAGUCCACGUCAGCAGCGUGGAGAGGCCGCCGGAGGAGCCAGAGGCCGCGCGCCACGAGGCCACGGAGGCCCUGCCGCCUGCAAGAUCGCCCGAGACGAGCGCCGGAGCUGACGCGGCCGAAGCUGCUGAGGAGCCCCCGGAAGCGUUGGUUUCUAGCGCGGACCAGACGCAGCCGCCGGAACCAAGUCCUGAGGAGAAAGUGCUCGCAAAGGCCCCCGAAGGCAUCCUCAGCGAGGCGGACGCGCUGGCCUCCCAGGAGAGGGCCAAGGUGCAAGGGAGCCCUCUGAAGAAACUGUUUACCAGCACUGGCUUGAAGAAGCUCUCCGGAAAGCGACAGAAAGGGAAGCGGGCGGGAGACGAAGAGUCCGGGGAACACAGCCAGGCUCCCGCCGAGUCCCCCGAUAGUGCCGACGAGCAGCGGGGCGAGAGCUCUGCUUCCUCGCCCGACGAGCCGGAGGAGAUCAUUUGUGUGGAGAAAGGGAUGGCGGAAGGACACCAGGAAGGGGACGCUGAAGAAGGAGCCGCUUCCGACGGAGAGAAGAAGAGAGAAGGUGUUACUCCCUGGGCUUCCUUCAAAAAGAUGGUGACGCCCAAGAAACGCGUCCGGAGGCCUUCUGAAAGUGACAAAGAGGACGAGCUGGACAAGGUCAAGAGCGCCACCUUGUCUUCCACAGAAAGCGCGGCCUCCGAAAUUCAAGAAGAAGUCAGGGCAACAGGGGAAGAGCCCAAGCCAGAAGAGCCCAAGCGCAAGGUGGACACUUCAGUCUCUUGGGAAGCUUUAAUUUGUGUGGGAUCGUCCAAGAAAAGAGCAAGAAAAGCAUCGUCUUCUGAUGAGGAAGGGGGACCCAAAACGAUGGGUGGAGACAGCCAGAAAGCAGAGGAGGCCGGGAAAGACAAAGAAGCAGGGUCAGAUGCCAUCCUCACGGGUUCCCAAGAACGUGAUCAAGGGCCAGGGAGCUCCUCACCUGAGCCAGCUGGAAGCCCCUCUGAAGGGGAGGGUGUUUCCACCUGGGAGUCAUUUAAAAGAUUAGUCACCGCCAGGAAAAAAUCGAAGACAAAAAUGGAAGAGAAAAAUGAGGACUCUGCUCCAGAACAUUCAGUCUCAGAUGUUGAACCUGGGAAAGAAGAAUCUUGGGUUUCGAUUAAGAAAUUUAUUCCUGGACGAAGAAAGAAAAGGCCAGAUGGGAAACAUGAACAGGCUACUGCUGAAGAUGCAGGGCCAGCAGACGCCAACGAAGAUGACCCUGAUGUCCCAGCCGUUGUGCCUCUGUCUGAGUAUGAUGCCGUGGAAAGGGAGAAAAUGGAAGCACAGCAAGCCCAGACAAGCCCAGAGAAGGCUGAGCCAAUGGCUGUUGCUGUGUCCCAGGAGCUCAGUAAGAGUCAGGUUCAUACAAUAAUGGUUACUAGCGUGGAAGAAAGGUCUCCUUCUUGGAUAUCCACUUCAGUGACAGGACCUCUUGAACCAGCAGAAGAGGAAGCCACAGCACCCAUGGGGGAGGAGUUGGGAAAAGAAGUCACAGCAGAAGAAAGCCCUGAGGUUCCCAAAGCUGUACCAGAGAGUCCAGAUGCCUGCGAUGACACAGUUGUUGGUGCCAGGGAAUUAACUCCGGGAGCUGUGGUGGCAGUGGAAACUGCUGAGAUGUUUGCUGCCGAAGAAACCACCGAAGCAUCUGGUGCUGAAGAGACCACUGAAAUGGUGUCAGCAGUUUCCCAACUGACUGACUCCCCCAACACCACAGAGGAAGCCACCCCUGUUCAGGAGGUAGAAGGUGCCGGGCUGGACAUAGAAGAUCAAGAGAGGCGGACUCAUGCAGUUCUACGAGCAGUUGCAGAAAAAGUGAAAGAGGAAUCACAGCUCCCAGACACCAGUGGCCCAGAGGACACAGUUCCCACCUUGCAGAAAGUAGCAUCAAAAGCACUAGAGAAGGUGGAAGAAGCAGAGGAGGACUCUGUGCAGGUGGAUCUGAAGAAAGAGAUACAUGUAGACUUGGAAGGACACGUACAAGAAACUACAACAGGUCAUUUUGUUCAUGGCGAGGUGAUUGUGCAGACCACCACUGAAAGCUUCGGAGAAGGUCCUCAAGUCAUAGAGAGUAUAGGGUCUAGUGAGCUGCUUAGAAGCACUUGUCAAGCUGAAAUCUUAGCUGAGGAAAAAAACCAGGAAAUUAUAGUGGAGCAGGCUGUUCCCCCUGACCCCACUGAAACCCUUACAGACAGUGAGACCAAUGGAAACACCCCUGUGGCGGAUUCUGAAACUCUAGAUAUGAUACAGCAAGUUGGGGUCAUGGAGCUCCAUGAGGUCACAACUGGCACCCAAUCACAGAUCAUAGAAGCAGAGGCCGAGUCUGUACAGAAAGAGAGCCCUCCAGCACCAUCUACUCUUCAGUCCCAGGAAGAAAAUAAAGAACAAACAAAAAUGGAAGAAGUUCUAGAACAUUCAGAGGAAGAACCAUCAGUGGAAACUGCACCCAUUCUGUCCCAGACUGAGGCAACACAAGAGGCCUGCCAGUUUGCUGAUGAAAUGAAAGACAAAGGAAGUGAGGUGUCUGCAGACAUGGAUUUAACAGUUGGGCAGGAAAAGGCAACAGAAGUCCCCUUCAAAGAAGAAGUAGUUAAAGAAGCAGAGUGUCCAAAUGAUGCUAAUCUUGAACGCAAGGGUCAUGAUAAGACUGUUCCAAGUCCAGAGGAGAGAGAGAUGAAAUUUGAAGUAGAAAGUGAGGAAAGUGAAGCAAAGCCAACCCAGGUGAGUGAAGAGAGACUUGACCAAAAGACAGCUGUUCCCACGUCCACAGAGCUCACCAAGCAGCUGGUUCAGACAGAUGAGGUGACCGUCACAGAUACAGAAAAGGAAGUGAGUUUAGAAGAAAGUCCUGCUUGCCUAGAGCAAGAGGAGGUAGGAUGUGUAGAAGUUCAAGUUCAAAGCUCUGAGGCAUCAUUACCUCUUACAGCUGUAGCAGUGGAGGAGAAGGUCUUAGGUGAAACUGUCAAGAUUUUAGAAACAGGUGAGACUUUGGUGUCUGCAGGUGCACAUUUAGUACCAGAAGAGAAAUCCUCUGAAAAAGAUGACUUGAUGACUCAGCCAGGAGAAGAUGCUGUGUCCCCAGUGCCUGAUGCUCAGGUAGAGUCGAUACCAGUGAUGGUAGGUGCUGGUGCUGAAGAAGAUGCAAGUUCUGAGCCAGGAGACAAAACCACAUCACAGAAGUGGACAUCAGAGGAAGAUGGUGAGCAGGCCGCUUGUGAGGAUGUCAAAGUGAGUGCAGCGCAAGAGGAAGGGGUGAAGGCUGAAAAUGAGAUUUUGGAACUUGAGAGUGAGAGCAGUAAACUUGUCCAAAACAUCAUUCAGACAGCUGUGGACCAGUUUGUACGCACAGAAGACACAGCCACUGACAUGUUGACAUCCGACUUGCAGACAGAGGUGCACCAGGUGACAGUUGACAGCCAGGCAGCUGGACAGAAACCAGAGAAGGCAGGCAGUGACCAUCAGGUGUGUGCACAGGAAGAAACACUUGUUCUUGAAGCCAAAGAGGAGUCAGAACUCAGUGCAGUGGGACAGGUGCAUGCAGAUCCCUGCAGAGAUGCCAGUGCAGCUUCAGAGACCAUCCUGACCGGUGAGGUAGACAGUUCCAGUGUCAGUGACCAGCAGCUUGAAGAGGAGAUUCUCACAUCCAAGGAAGAGGAGGGCAGCACCACAGCACUGUCUGUACCAGAAGAAGAGGGUCAAGCUAUGUUAGGAGAAAGAACAGAGAAGUCGCAACUUGAGUCCAAAGAAGGCGAAAAAGGUGAUGCUGUCUGUGACCCAGAGAACCAGAGCUCAGCAGUGGCACACACAGAUGCCACAGAAGGCUUAACCAAAGAGUCCUCGGAUACAAAUGGACCAAAACUCAAAGAGAUGGAAGGUACCCAGGAAAUAGAGUUUCAGGAAGGAAGAGUGCAUAGUGAGUCAGACAAGGAGCGUAAAGCCCAAAUGCAGGAGGAGACACAGAAACAGGAGAUAGAGCCAGCGAAGUCCGAACUUGCAGAAUCCCAGAACAUCGUCUAAGCUCGGUGUGUACUCCCAAGAGCAGACUGUGAAGAUGGCUGGUGGAAGAAAAGGAGUGCUGCUGCUGCUGCUGAGACUCAAGACCAGUGUUGGAGACAGCGAGCUGGGAGAGCAGCCCAUCCUCUGCUCUCGCUUCGGGAGAGCCCGCGACAAUCCUGAGGCCGCAUCAGGAGCUCCAGCCUUUUAACAUUUCCUUUUUUCAAGACCCUCCUGUUAUUUUACCUUGUUACCAUAUAAUGUUUCUGAUUUAAGGUCCUAAAUUCCUAACCUGGAACUGGAGUUGGCAAUACCUAGUUCUGCUUCUCAAACUGGAUUAUCAUUCUUUGUGUGCGUGUAUGUUUUAUGUAACCCUCCUUCUGUAUCUAGUGUAUAUUUUUUUUCUUAACGUUUAAGGAAAUGUGCAGGACAGUACAAGCCUUUUCUACCACCCAGUAGGUGAUGGGGCAUGCACCCAUAGUGAAACCUCGGGAAGCUUCGAGCCUCAGUUAUAACAUGUGAAAAACAGAGCUUCCUACAAGUAACAUUCCUGAUCAGCAGGUGCAAUUCUUAUUUUAAAAAAAAUCCACUAUUGAUUAUUAGAUCUAUGCUUAGUAAUACUCUGAAAUUGGUCACUUUCCUAUUAUGCACAGUGGGCUAAAAAUAAAAAGCAUUUUGAAGCGUGCAGAAUGUUCCAUUGUUACUGUGAAAUUUUUCUUUCUAGUCCAGCAGAAUUUGGAAAGAAACUUUUUUCAGUGGUGGAUUAACGUCUUUUCUCCUAAUUGUAAUGGCUGUUCGGACAGAUGAGUGGGCUAAAUUCCUAAGGCAGAGUCGUGAGAUGUUUUUCAUGUGGUGAAGAAAAGAACUGAUUGUAAGCUUUUGGUUUUAAAACUCUCACAUGCUGGGCCACAUUCACACACAGAGAGGAAUAAGUCCAGUUCUUUAUAAAUGGUAUUUUGAUAGAUACUGGAUUGUGUCUGUGCCAUAGUUGUACCCCUUCUUUAAGAACAAUGUUGCAUUAUUAUGUUCAUUUGAAUAAAUUGUCAUUUGACAACUGGUUUAAAUAAAAUAUUUGUUUCA